Messenger RNA from Hyaloscypha bicolor E, 1302 nucleotides. RefSeq lists its product as uncharacterized. The record is from RefSeq and is a predicted model, not a curated record. The coding region runs from base 1 to 1302 and encodes 433 amino acids. The transcript has 3 exons. Gene Ontology annotation, molecular function: protein binding. NCBI's taxonomy places the organism in Eukaryota, Fungi, Ascomycota, Leotiomycetes, Helotiales, Hyaloscyphaceae.
AUGGAGCAAAUUUCGAAAGUACCAAACCUGGUAGCUUCAACGUCAGACACAUAUUGCUGCUCGAUUGCGGACUCCAAAAUCCGCGAGAGCAAGCUCCAGGAUGUUCAAUCACUAGGAGAAGAUGUCACUCCCUCAGGAGCUGUGAAUGAUGAAGAACUAGAAACUAAUUACUUCAAAAGUGCCCAAUGGUCACCAGAUGGAACCUCCCUCCUCGCCUCCAACGCCGACAACACAAUUCGAACCUUCAUCGUCCCACCAACUCUCCUCCAAUCACCGUCCCCCAUAACCCUCACGCCCUACACCAUGCACACGUACCCCACUCCAAUCAACUGCCUGGCCAGCUACCCCCUCUUCACCCUCUCAGACCCAACAACAACUCUCUACCUCUCCACCGGAAUCGACCUCCCAAUCCGUCUCACAAACGCUCUCUCCCCAGUCCCCACCCCUAUAUCCAGCUACCCCCUCAUAUCCCCCACAACAGAAGCAUACUGCACUCCCUCCUCGCUGCUCUGGUCCUCACCCAGCCACUUCCUCGCAGGAACAGACUGCCUAAUCGCCCUCUUCGACGUAUCGCGCAAUGGAGAGGGCCCCGUCUCACGAAUGCCUACUAUCCCCUCGAAACGGCAUAAGAUGAAAGGUGGAGGGGUGGGGAUGCGUGGCAUUGUGUCUGCUCUCUCUAUGCAACCUUCCGAGAUUGAAGAAUCAGGAAUGCUUGCGGCUGGGACAUGGACGAGAUGGGUCGGGCUUUAUGAUAUGGGUGGCAUGGGCGGGACAGUAGCUACGUGGAGUAUUGCUGAGGCGGCCGACAAAGAUGCUGGUGUUGGAGGAACGGGUAUUACGCAGACGGCGUGGAGCCUGUGUGGGAAGUAUCUAUUUAUUGUUGAGAGGAAGAGUCGAGGGGUGCUGGUCUAUGAUGUUAGGGUCACAGGAAAACUGGUUUCUUGGUUGGAGGGAAGAGAGGCGGAGACAAAUCAGAGGUUAGGAGUUGAUGUUUUCGAAGCUGAGAAGGGGACGGAGAUAUGGGCUGGGGGCAAGGAUGGGGUUGUAAGAGUGUGGGAGAAUAUAGGAAUGACUGAGGGCGCCCAAGAGAGAUCUUGGGAGUGGAGGGCUCAUGACGAUCCUGUUACAUCAGCUAUUUUGCACAGUUCUGGCACUGUUGUGGCAACCUGCUCAGGCCAACGAUCAAUUCCAUCUCUCAGAGAUGACGGAAGUGAUUCCGAUAGCGAGAGCGACACUUCAAGCCACUCCUCCACGGCUCCGUCACCUACUCCAGAUAACAGAAUCAAAGUUUGGAGUUUAUGA